AUGGGGCCGCGCGGGCGGCGGCGCACCCAACCCACGAGGCGUUCGUUUCACAAACCUUCGAGACACUGGCAUUUAUCCCGAGGACGAGUUAAGGGUAAGUAAAGUACUGUAACGUCCUUGCACAUUACUGUAGAUUUAAUCUCCGAUUAUGUAAUGGGUGAUGCUGGUCCCUAAUAUUUGAAUAUUUAGUUUUUCGCGUUCGAAUUCGCGGUGUAUUUUCUUGCUGGUUGAUAAUCUUUCUUUUUGAUUUAAGCCGACGCGCGACGUAGGAUGGACGCAGGGAUAAGAGCUAAAAGUAUUUUAGUUAUUGUCAUAGUUAAUUCAGAGCAAUUCCAUCAUCCCUAUAGAUUAGAGAGGUUAAGGGGAGUUUGUCAAUACGAGCCGUGCUAUCGAUUUCCUACGCCGCGUCGUCGGUAUCGGCGCACGCCACUGCGCCUACGUGAAGAUCCGCAGCUUUGCUACGCGGACAACUUACGCCAGAGUGUCGAAAACGAUAUAAGAUACAAGCAAACGCCUGUGCAGCAACAGAACUAUAAACAGAUUCUCGAUGACAUGGUGGACAAAAGAAAGAAAGCCAUCAAAGAUGAAUUAAAACAAAAUUUAGACUACGAACGCAAAAUGCAUACUAUGGAGGGACCGUGGGGAAAGCCAGGUCCUGGAGGUGCACUUUGGAGGAACCCUCGUGAUAUCGGUUUAAAUUUCUCAAAGUCUAUGGGAUGGACAGAUAACGAAAUUUUUAAUAAAAUACAAGGGGAUCAUAAGCUCUAUAAGAGGUCUUCGCUAGCUUUACCUCAAGUAAAGAGAGACGAUGAUGCUAGAGAACCAAUUGAUCCGGAAAAAGAAAACACGUCACCUAAUAAUGUUGAAAAAUUACCUGCCAUCAAGCAAUCCAAUAAUGUCAAAGGGAACAGUGCUGAACAGUAUAAAAGUGACGAUAAAGAUACUGAAGAAGUCAAGGGCAAUGGUAAAGGAAAACGUAGUCCAAAGAAAAAUAAAUUCGUUAAGAGACUGUCAAAUGGUGACAGAGUUCCAAAAGUAGUACCGGAUGAUGACUGGAACGGUGAUGGGGUAAUUUUACAAAAUGGAGAUAUCAGUAACGGAAAGGAAAAGAAAUUAACACCAGAGGCGAAUAUUUUACGUGUCACUGGUGGAAUAGAGUUGGUUCCACUGCUUGCUAGGAGACGACGUGUAGGCGCUCGCACUUUACCAUCGAGUGAUGUCACCAGACCUCCCGAACAGCAAUGUCAGUGGCGUGAAAUUGACAUGCAAUAUCUAAGGGAUCUUAAACAUCAAAUGCGAGUGAAGACUCAACAAAUUGAAGAGAAAAGAAAAGAUUCAGCGGAGAGUGUGCGCCGUCAUCAUGAGACUUGGGAGUCUUUGUGGGGCAGACCUGGCCACGGUGCGCCCGCGCAGCGAGGCCGAUAUGCGCGCAGCAACCUCGCUCAGCUGCUUUACGUUGCACCACUCACGAAUGCAUGA
Molecule: messenger RNA, 1479 nt
Organism: Diatraea saccharalis (sugarcane borer)
Lineage: Eukaryota; Metazoa; Arthropoda; Insecta; Lepidoptera; Crambidae
Source: the annotation of a GenBank genome assembly